This is a messenger RNA of Spathaspora passalidarum NRRL Y-27907, 771 nucleotides long. RefSeq lists its product as uncharacterized. Bases 1 to 771 code for a protein of 256 amino acids. The transcript has a single exon. The record is from RefSeq and is a predicted model, not a curated record. NCBI's taxonomy places the organism in Eukaryota, Fungi, Ascomycota, Pichiomycetes, Serinales, Debaryomycetaceae.
AUGACCAUCCAUUCAAUAACAUCGGGUACAAAUUCACCCAUUGAUAACACAUCGCCCCAUUUUGGUGGAAGUUUAAGUGUAAUAGGCGCAAAGCCAGAUCCAAACCAAUACAAAAAAGAUAAUAGCGAUUCCUCCGCUCCGCAAUCAAAGCCUGCUAGUUUCUCUCCUGACCCACCCGACUAUCCACACAGUUAUCAUGCAUCUAAUCCGAGAAGUAGACUGAUUAGUACACCUACUCGCAUAGCUCUUUCCAGCUCUGAAAAUAAAAUUUGUCAAUGGUACUGUUGUUCGUGCGGUCAGUCAUAUGGUUCAGUCAUUUAUAAAGAUGCUGAUGGACAUGUUGAAACUAGGGAAGAGCAUGAAAGAAACAACAAUACAGAUCCAAAUACCAAUUAUAUAUUAGAUAAUCUUAAGUACUACAGCCAAGUAGUUUACCGAGAUCAUUUGCAUACUGUUACUAAUAUCCCACGACCUAACAAUGACAAUCAUUCUAUGCGCAAGUCAAAACUGUCGGAACCAAUGUAUUCAGAUUGCAUUCAACCGAAGCCAAUGAUUUUAAAUUACACAUCUAGUUCUCCUCCAAGUCCAACAAUGAAUCCUGUAACAACACCAUUAAUGUCUCCUAUAAGUUUAGAUUUACAAAAUAAUAAUACUAUUAAUUAUCAGGAGAGAAUUAUCAUAUCUGCCCCCACAAGAUUUACUUGCCACCGCUGUGACCAUAUGAUGUGUCCAUAUUGCCCUAAGCUAAGGUUGAAAGACUUGGACCGGUAA